Messenger RNA from Lineus longissimus, 2886 nucleotides. RefSeq lists its product as uncharacterized. The transcript is spliced from 4 exons. Bases 1350 to 2426 code for a protein of 358 amino acids. The record is from RefSeq and is a predicted model, not a curated record. NCBI's taxonomy places the organism in Eukaryota, Metazoa, Nemertea, Pilidiophora, Heteronemertea, Lineidae.
GCAUGCGACCCAGAGUUCCGGUUCCCAAACUGGGCAUAUGUGCUCACAACCAUUCUCUACUGCAACUCUAUCGCUUUGAAUGCUGUCAUCUAUGGGAUCUACAGCCCGGAAGUUAGGCGAGGAUACAAGUCCGUGGCGAUGAAACUACUCGGAAGGGACAAUUUACCCGAUAGGAGUAUCUCCGUCAUCGACGCACCCCACACCCCAUCUUCCGAGGACAACGACAUGUCUUGGCGCUCAGAGAGUAUAGCAGUGACGUCAUGGCGCUCGACGGAUACCAUCAUCUCUGACGUCAGCAUGGAUCCCGAUGUCAGCAGGAUUUGAAAAAGACUUAAAAUAUCAGGACUUCUGUAACAUUUUCGAAUGCUGUGACUUCACACUACGGGCGUGUGGAAGACAUGGCGAUGGAAGAGUGCAGCUGACAGACAUGACAAACAUUAGGGAAAACUUAAUGAAAGACAAAGAUUUGCAUCAAUAUUCUGGGAAAUUAAAUGUUUAUUGCUGAAAAAGUCAUGUCUCAUGAAUCGCACAAGAUUCGUGGAAACAAUUAUGACAACCCAAAUUUCCGGAAGGAGAGACAAGCGACCGAUCAUCAGCAACGGGAAUUCGGUGCCUCACAUACAUGCACCCGAAAAUCCGACAUGCGGAACGUUUUAAUUGAUUCUCAUCGAGCAUUUCAUGACCCAAAUAUUCUCCUAAGCGUUCAGCCCCAGGUCAAGUUGAGGAAAUAACAGUGUAUUGUCGGAUUCAACUUGCUUGUCAUCCAAAUCACAUACUUAUACAAUACUUAUAUACAAUUUUGCUAUGAGCUUUGAGGCUGUGAGCAGUGUCGGGUGUGCAUGCUGAUAGGACACACGUCUACUAAGUGAAAGACGUCUCAUUUUGAGAUUGAUGAGCCGAAAGUGGGAUGUGAAGAUUGCCCAAUGUGACGAGAGGUCGACAGAGAAAUUAAUAUUCUGUCUCAUUUCCCUGCACGCGAGGUGAAAUAGUGUGGUGAGAGACCGUAAAUUGUGUUGAUACAUCGAACAAACCGAGGAAACUAAACCGAUUUGAAGCUAUAUUCACUGGCUGAGCUAGCAACUGCUGGCGUAGACCCUCCCGUGCGACGCGAGGGUCCCAAAAAGGCCAUACCGCGUUCUGUCAAGAAGUGACGGUGUGUGAAACAGUGACACACUGUAAGGGAAGAUCGGAGACCCGAGAGCUGUCGUAUCAGGAAGUGACAUUUUGACGGACAUCCUAUAGAUUGCGAGGACACUUCCACAACAUCAGCUCGACCGCACCUGUGUUGUCACGCAUUGUUCAAUAACAGGGCAGAUGACCUAGACCGUACUACGCUAACAGUCAUCAAGAUGCUGAAGGUUAAAGAGGUGGGCAACCACCAGACAGAGGAGGCCCCUUUCGUGUCACAGGAGCCACAGACGCGUGUGAUUGAGGUGGAAGGCUCCAAGGUGAGCAGUCCCUAUCAUUUCCUCAGUUACCCCACCAUCAAGAAGUUUGGUGGUGCUAUGACGGUCAUAGGCGCAGCAUUUAUCUGCAUCAGUGGGUUGACAAUCGUGGACAUCUUCGGAGUAGAAAUAUACGUGUUUUAUCUCCCGGGAUUGGCGGUGAUUUUGGCGGGCUCUUUCGGUAUAUCUGCUUCCAAGGUGAAAUGGAGAAAACUCAAGAAAGGUUUGGUGAUUGUGACUGUCAUUUUAUCAAUCUGCGCGAUAAUAGGGGCGCUGUACUCAUUAGUAACUGCUGUGCAGAUUAUGAUAAGGACCUACGCCGGGAAAAUUGACAUUUUGUUUGUUUUGAGGAUAGGUGUUGCAGUGGUUGUCAUAGUCAUUGCUGGUAUGAUGUUGGCAAUCGCCCUCGACUCCCUGCUGUGCGGUAGACACCGACCAGGCUACUCCACCGUGGUUAGGUUGGUGUGCAAGGCAGAGGAUAUAGAGAUGGACCAACUAGACGGUGUGAACUAUAACAUGCACAGCGGGUCACAUGAUCAUUCGCGACACAAUGGUCAUCAGCGUAAUCACCUUGGCAACGGCUCACCACGCCCCCAUCACCAUGGCAACCACUCGCCUCGGCCGCAUGGAAACAAGUCACCGCGUCACCAUGGUAACCACUCGCCUCGUCCCCAUGGUGACCGGUCACCACGUCACCACUCGCCUCACCACCAUGGCGACCAGUUAACACCUCUGAACGGAUAUAACGAUGGGCAUGGUGAUCAAAAACAUUGUAAUCAACUCGGUGGUCAUCCUAAAGAUAAGCAACAUCAUCAUCAUCAUCAUCAUCAUCAUCGCCAUCACCGCCAUCAACGCGAAUACAUCACAACGGAGAAGACGUAUUCUGGUCUUGAGCGUAUGGCGUCGCUGGACCAUUCCACCGACCACAAGGCAGUGAACGAACACCAUGAUAGUGGAUGGGACGUGGUCAACAAAAUGUGAUUUGAAUUUCGAAUAAGGUUGACCUACAAACCGAUUGGGUACGGUGGGGACAACUAGGGCGUUGACAUGCAGACUCUUAUGGAGCGUUUCUGUAAAUCUUCCAUUCUUGGAAACACACUCGUUUGAUUUGGAAACAAUGCCUUUUCUUUAUCAUUCAAGACAUACUCAUUUGCUGGCAAUUUAUUGUAUCACUAACAUUAGAUCACAUUCCCAAAUACUGUACAGUUGGCUCGGAUUCACGUCACGGCUUUCAAUGUUGCGUACAUCUGUUUCAAAGUUGCGAGGAUAUCGGGACGGCUCUUAGCUGAUUUUACUUUAGGAUACCUAUCGUAAGAAAAUAUGAAGGGCAUCUGGGGAUCUGUGUGCCCAUGAACUGUAUCAAGAGAAAAUGAAGCAGAGGAUGGUCAAUGCGGGUAUUACCGGUGCAUGACGGCGUUCGUCUAUGACCUAACUGUAAGGA